CAGGUAUUAAUAAAAUUAAACAGGUCUACCAUGAUUUUUAACAAAACGAUUUCUACUGCAUUCAGUGACGGGUACGUACACGCAGACUUUGUACCAAGCACGAAGGCUAGCCGACAUCUGUGCGUUUGGUUGGCCCAUUCAUCAAACCACCUGUGGCGUAAAAAUACCUAUUGUCACGGCUUGUCUGGGUAAACUCUGAAGUGGCGUUGGAAAUAAACUCACGCGAGUAGUCCGGAGAGUCAUAGCAUACAUUGAACCUUUGCUGGAAGGCCAGGACGCCAGGUUUGUUUCUAAAACGGAGCGAGUGUUUGAUUAGGAGCUGAUGGAAAUUAAAACUGGGGCGUUUGAGACUCUGAUCAUGUGAACUUGUCGCCUGGGCUUCAUCCGCGCUUGGAAACCACUUCAGAAAAAUUGUAUAUACGCGUGAUUGUCGACGCGUUUGUUGUGGUACUUUGCUAUCGUAUGAUGAUGGACACUUACGUGGUACGUUGAUAGUACAUUCAUUCCUCCAUGGUUGAUAUGACUUUGUGAGUCUGUACGUGCAUCAGUAUGCAGUGAAUAUGCGGGUACUGUGGUCUUAGCUGUGUAUGGUAUUCUCAUCGCAACGGCAAAUUCUGACUAGCUAAAAGAAAACCUCUAUGUAGCCAUAUUGCAUAUCUGAGCCGCAGAGUUGGGAAGUCCAACGAUGAGUGACCGGGUGGGAAGCGCCGGGCACCUGUGCCGUAGCUUCUACGCUCGGCUCGCCCGGACCAGGCAGGUCCAACAGCCCGCCUCCAGGGGCGAGAACGGAUGCUCCCCAUCCCAGGAGGGGGCACGGUGUGUCCCCUUUAAACUUGCACGGUAUGGCGUAGGGCACGGUGGAUCUCUCGCGGUGGGUGUGUUCGUGAUUGUCGGAUAUGUCGCCGCCGAGGUGACGGGCCCAUCGGCACUGCUGAGCUUGGUGGUAGCUGCACUCGCAUGUUUGAUAACAGGUUAUUGUUACGCCGAGUACACAUCGCACUAUCCAACCCGAUCCAUGCCGGCCUCUACCUAUCACUACAUCUACAUGCUGUCUGGUGAGUUCCCCGCCAUUGUGGUAGGUUGGUGUCAAGUUCUCGUCUAUCUCGCCGCCUCAGCGUUGCUAGGGAGAGCCGUCAGCUCCACAUUCGAUUACAUCAUCGGAAAUCCGAUCCAGAACUUCACUGAUUACGCGCUUGAGGACACGGCUGCCUCGGCGUACGUCCAGGAACCAGACUUCUUAGCCUUCGGCGUGGUUGCCGUGGUGGCUUUGCUGGUGUCCGUCGGCGGGAAACCAGCGUCACUUUCCAACGCAAUAUUCAGCGUGGUGUCCUGCGUUGUGGUGUUGGCUCUCAUAGUUUUGGCGGGAAUCCAGCUGGCCAAUCAGAGCUUUCCACUGACGGCCAACAUCUUUCCAGAGGGACACAAAGGGGUGUUCCGCGGAGCAGCCAUUUUCAUUUUUCUCUUCAGUAGUUAUGACGUCAUUUCAACGUCAUCUAAAAGCUCGGGGUCGUCCUCGUUCCACAUCGCGCACGCCCUGGCCAUCUCGUCCAUAAUAAACUUAGUGUUCUACUUGGUGCUGGCCAUGUUUUUCCUCUUGGCGGCGCCCUUUCCCUGGAGGAGCGGGAACCCGUUUUUGACGAGACUCUUCGGCACGCAUUGGGGGGACUGGGCCAAGUACACCGUCGGGAUAAGUGCAAUAGUCUGUCUGGGCUCCGCCCUGUUCAAUAACAUGUGUUCGCUGGUGUACAGCGUCUUCCUGCUGGGAAACGACGGACUUGUUUUUCGUUUCCUUGGCAAACUAGUCUCCAGACUCCAGUCGCCAUUUUUGUCGGCCGCCAUCUUUGGGAUCAUCUGCGGAGCGAUCGCCAUCGCAGUGGAACAAGAGACGCUCCUGGAGCUAAUGGCACUUGGCCUGUUGGCGAAACAACUCAUCGUCUGCGCAUGCACUCUUUCCCACCGGUUCCAAAAGAUCAAGUUGGAUGUCAAUGAAAACAUCAAUCUGGAGGACAUCUUGAAAAACGGUCAGGUGACCAACCCGGGAACGCAGGAGGGGAGAAAGCCCGUGUUGAGCAACGGCGGCCCGCGUCACCAUACCAAACGCAAGACAAAGCAAACACCUCAGAAUGAAGAACAAUCAAACGCGGAUGGGAAGACCGAGGAAGACGCUUCCUCGCCCGCGGUGGUCGACGCCUCGCAGACCAACGGGAAAUCGGUGCGAUUCCGGGACGAGACAUCAGACAGCUCCGGCGCCUCGGACAUCGAGGAAACAGACAUCGACGCCAUUGUGGAGGAAUACCAAGACAGGCUUCGCGUGGCGUCUAUCAAACACUUAGAGAAUCCUCACAACGGCCGCCGCAUAUUGAAAGGUCCGACAGUAUUCACCUCCAACAUGGCGGCUGGGUUUUCCGUUCUGGUAUGCCUCUGGACAGCUGUCCUGGCCGCCAUUUUGACCCAACGCGUACCCUACAUGCCAUCCGUGGAACCCUGGACCAUCUCUGGUUUGUUCGUCUUCUUUGUCGUCGUUGUUGUUUGUCUGUUGGUGAUUGUUACGCAGCCACGCCGGGAGGUGAAGCCGGUGUUCAUGACGUCACUGUUCCCCCUGCUGCCGUUUUUAGGGAUCGCAGCGAAUGUUGGUCUGCUGUUCUUUCUGUGUGCUGAGGCAUGGAUUGUCUUCAUGGUGUGGCUCACCCUUGGUCUGUGUGUGUACUUCUGUUACGGUAUUUGUCACAGCGUAGAGGCCAGGAGAUACUACUGCCGGCUGCCCGAGGAGGAACGCAUCCUACUGCCGUCCAUUCCCGAACAGGCCAUGCACCAGGAAUUCGUAAACGGGCAGACACCCAAACGCCAGAACAUUGGCUACCAAGAUUUUCACGAGACACCGUAGCCAUGGCGACGCUGGUCUGGUGCCCUGACGUCUAACACGUUGGGAUGCAUGGCUCGAGGAGGAACGCAUCCUAUACAGGCC
Patiria miniata (bat star) is the source of this 2965-nucleotide messenger RNA. RefSeq names its product cationic amino acid transporter 4-like. The record is from RefSeq and is a predicted model, not a curated record. The transcript has 4 exons. Bases 686 to 2884 code for a protein of 732 amino acids. Gene Ontology annotation, cellular component: plasma membrane. Gene Ontology annotation, biological process: amino acid transport; transmembrane transport. Lineage: Eukaryota; Metazoa; Echinodermata; Asteroidea; Valvatida; Asterinidae. Gene Ontology annotation, molecular function: amino acid transmembrane transporter activity.